CCAUGGGAAUCAAAUCCUACCGAAACUACUCAAAGACUGCCAAUACCCCUCGUCGCCCCUUCGAGAAGGCUCGUAUCGACUCUGAGCUUCAGAUUGUCGGCGAGUACGGCUUGAAGAACAAGCGCGAGCUUUGGCGUGUGCAGUACACUCUUUCUAAGAUCCGUGCCGCCGCUAGGCAUUUGUUGACCCUCGACGAGAACGAUGAGACCCGCGUCUUCCAGGGUGAGGCUUUGCUUCGUCGUUUGGUUCGUUUGGGUCUUCUUGGUGAGGACGAGCGCAAGCUCGAUUAUGUUCUUGCCUUGACUGUCAACAAGAUGCUCGAGAGACGUCUGCAGACUAAGGUCUUCAAACUCGGUCUUGCUAAGAGUGUCCAUCAUGCUCGUGUCCUCAUCAAGCAGAGACACAUCAGGGUUGGCAAGCAGAUCUGUGACGUUCCUUCCUUCAUGGUCCGUCUUGACUCUGAGAAGCACGUUGACUUCGCCCUCACCUCGCCCUUCGGAGGCGGACGCCCUGGUCGCGUAAAGAGGCGCAACGCCGCUAACGCUGGUGGUGAUGAUGAUGAGGAAUAAACAACAGAUAGUGUUGAUUGCCACUCGUAGCAGCUGCCGGUAGUGUCGUGAUUUGGUUUCGCGGCUAAAACGA
Perkinsus marinus ATCC 50983 is the source of this 642-nucleotide messenger RNA. Its product is annotated as 40S ribosomal protein S9, putative. NCBI's taxonomy places the organism in Eukaryota, Perkinsozoa, Perkinsida, Perkinsidae. Gene Ontology annotation, cellular component: cytosolic small ribosomal subunit. Gene Ontology annotation, biological process: positive regulation of translational fidelity; translation. The coding region runs from base 3 to 569 and encodes 188 amino acids. The transcript has 4 exons. Gene Ontology annotation, molecular function: structural constituent of ribosome; rRNA binding. The record is from RefSeq and is a predicted model, not a curated record.